Molecule: messenger RNA, 851 nt
Organism: Brassica napus (rape)
Lineage: Eukaryota; Viridiplantae; Streptophyta; Magnoliopsida; Brassicales; Brassicaceae
Product: photosystem I reaction center subunit N, chloroplastic-like
Exons: 3
Coding region: 233-745 (170 amino acids)
Biological process (GO): photosynthesis
Cellular component (GO): chloroplast photosystem I
Source: RefSeq, a predicted model, not a curated record
GAAGCUAAUAAUCACAUAAGCACUUGAAAGAGAAUCUGGAAGACUAAAAAAACUUUAAAAGCGUCAAGUUUUGUGUAAUAACUUUUGCCAAUAGGACUGAAGGGAUAUCUCACCUUAUCCACACUCCAACCACAAUCCCUUAUUUCAUUCACGUCCACGUCAUCAUCAUCCUAAUACUAAAACAUAAUUUCCUCCUUCUCCAGUCCACCAAUCAAACCCCCAAAAACUCUCAAUGGCAGCCAUGAACUCAAGUGUUCUCACCUCCAGCUACACAAUCUCUGGUGCUGGCUCAGUAGAGCUAAACCAGAAAGUGGGUUUGGUGAGUUCCUCAGUUGGGUUUGGUCAGAAGAAACAGACAAUUCCUGUGAUCAAAGCUCAAAGAGCUGGUGGUGAUGAUGUUGAUGGGUCUGGUGGAAGAAGAUCCGCCAUGGUGUUCUUAGCGGCUACACUCUUCUCCACUGCUGCUGUGUCUGCUUCUGCUAAUGCUAGCGUCUUCGAUGAAUACCUCGAGAAGAGCAAAACCAACAAAGAACUGAAUGAUAAGAAGAGAUUGGCAACAAGUGGAGCAAACUUUGCGAGAGCAUUCACUGUCCAAUUCGGAAGCUGCAAGUUCCCUGAGAAUUUCACUGGUUGCCAAGAUCUCGCCAAGCAAAAGAAAGUCCCAUUUAUCUCUGAAGAUUUGGCGUUGGAAUGCGAAGGCAAAGACAAGUUCAAGUGUGGUUCCAAUGUUUUCUGGAAAUGGUGAAGAACUCUGUUGUUUGUUAUCCAAUUCUUAUAUAAACCCAACAAUGUAUCUCCCUUUAUUCAUCAAAGUUUUCGUGCCCAUUUGAAUCUACCAAUUUAACCUCUAA